This is a messenger RNA of Gymnodraco acuticeps, 3331 nucleotides long. RefSeq names its product probable assembly chaperone of rpl4. The record is from RefSeq and is a predicted model, not a curated record. The coding region runs from base 269 to 1522 and encodes 417 amino acids. Gene Ontology annotation, molecular function: protein binding. The transcript is spliced from 11 exons. Lineage: Eukaryota; Metazoa; Chordata; Actinopteri; Perciformes; Bathydraconidae. Gene Ontology annotation, biological process: cell division.
UUUAUAGGCUUUUUCAGUUUUAAAGCACAGGUUUAGAGCGCAAUGUUGCAAAAAACGUGUCACUGUCAUGUAUUUCAUAGUAAAAAAAACGUUAUUGUAGAACCGUUUAGCUUGUCCUUUACCUCUUUCCGUAGCAGCCACCCAGUGACGAAACAGAGCAUGCGUACUGCAAUCCUUUCUUGUUUGACACGCGUGUAAUAUUCACACUUUGGGAAAGUCUGUGUUUAAGACAGAAUUCCGGAAAAUAUAAAACAUAUUUUCCACCACUAUGGGAGGACAGGCUAAGGGCAAAAAGAAAGGCAAGCCGAAGAGGAAAGACAUCAACCCAAACCUGGAUCCAAGAUUUGUUGGAGUGUCACCUCAGGAAAGAAUGAAACUAAGAGCACAUGAAAAAGCCAAGAAGAAGUCAGCUGAGAAGUACUCUGUGCUGCAGCUUCUCGAAAAGACAGAGGAAUGCAUGGACAGUUUUGAUUUUGAGAUGGCUCGCCUUUUCUGUCAACGAGCCCUGGAUGUGGAGUCCUCAAACCUACAAGCCUUGGACAUGCAGGGACACAUCUGCUCUGAACUAGGAGACACAGAAAAAGCUAAGGAAGCUUUUUUGCGUGCAGUGGAGCUGAGCCCAGAUGUAGGCCACAGUAAGUACAUGUAUCUAGGACAAAUCAACACCGGCCAGGAGUCUGUAGACUUCUACACUAAAGGAAUACAAGUGUUGCUGUCUGCAUUGGAAAAACAAGCCCAGACCACAGCUGAGGCUGCAGCUGCUGCCCCAGCAGAUGAAGACGCUGAGCUCCCCACAGCGAAGGAUGUUUGUGUAGCCUACUGCUCAGUGGCAGAGGUUUAUCUCACCGACCUCUGUAUGGAAGAGGGGGCUGGAGACAAAUGCAAAGAACUCAUUGAGAGAGCAUUACAGUAUCACCAUGACAACCCUGAGGCUCUACAGCUCAUGGCAAGUUACCUGUUCAGUACAGAGAGAAACCAGGAAGGCAAAGAGUACCUGUUGAAAAGUGUUGGAUUGUGGCUGCCUGCACAGGAACAGAAUGCAGCUUCUUCCAGCACAGAUGAAGACAUGCAGAAUGAGAUCCCUCCAUACGAGUCACGUGUCACCACAGCCAAACUGCUCCUUGAAUCUGAGGAAUUUGAGGUGGCAGUAGAUGUGUUGGAGGGUCUCCUGGAAGAGGACGAUGAAGUCGUCCAGGUGUGGUAUCUCUCCGGCUGGGUGUGCUACCUCCAGCUGGAGAAAGCCAAAGAACUGCAGGAAAGAGAGGGAAGAGAAGUGACGGAGGAGGAGACGGAGGAGUGGAAGGCGUUGCAGGAGGUGGCCAGAUCGUACCUGACCAAUGCUAAGAAGCUGUACAUUAAGCUGCGAUGUGAUGACCAGCCGAUGUCGGAGCAUGUGGAACAGCUGCUCGGUGAUCUGGGAGGAGAGCUAGAGGGAGAGGAGGAAGAUCCUUUUUUGGAUGAAGACUAUGAACCCUGUAGUGAUGAGGAGGAGGAUGCUGCAGAGGCACCCAUGGAACACUGACCACAGCCUCCUUUACUUUUAUUCUGUCAUUUCCGUCUCCUUCCCUCUAGUGAAAUGUUGUAGUGCACUCUCUAAAGUGCCUUUUGUGCUGGUUAUCAUUUUAUACCAGUUUAUCAGAGAUGGAAUUUGAAGUGAGUUUCACAAAAAAAGAGUGGCAUUAAAAGCUGCAGUCUCCUAAAUCUCUUUCAGUCAGUUGUUUAAUGCGUUUGGUGAAAUAAGCUCAUACUUGACUAAUGCUUCCCUUAAUCUCCUUGACAGAUGUUGAUGAAAGACAUUUGUUUUAGAGCUUUACUUCUUACCAGCAGCAAAAGCAAAACACCUCAGAAUGCUUUACCUCUUAUACACACCCACGCAUUGGUUUUUACAAGCAAACACAAACAAAAAUGCACAACCCCUUCAGUUGAAUUACUUUAUCUUUCUUUAAUACGAUAGCAGCAGCAGUAGUAGCAGUGUUUCCUUCUCAGACUGCAGACAAAUGAAAUAUCUCAACAGGAAGUGGGUUUUAUUAUAAAACUGUGUCUGCCAACAAACAGUUAAUGUUGUCUUUUUUAUGUAAGGCUUCUAGUAUUGCAAGUUUUUAAUGCUAUUCAGUUUAUUUUCCUGCUUUGGGUUUUUCACCCCUUUUUUGUUCAUUGGAUUUAACAAGGAAAGACACAUUAACUUAUGCAGCAUGUUUCUCUGACUGUUCAAAGUGGCUGGUGGAAGACUCUUUUUUUCACAUUGCAGUAUUUCAAUUCUCAGACAGGGUAACACCAUCAGUAGGUGUAAGGGAACGGCGCAAGAGUCGACUGAUGCUUUUAUUUUUCUGUUAUGUUUUACAAUUCAAGGUUCAAGGCUUUUUAUUAGUCAUACGUACAUAGCUACAGUGUAGUUAUGUCAAUGAAAAUCUUAGUUCACAGGCUCCUCCAACAGUACAACACAAUAAAACAGUAAAAACAUUAAAAGCAAAUGUGAAAUGCAAUAAGAGUCUAUAUACAAGUGAUUGGAAUAUGAUAUAUAAAUAAUUUGUAAGUUGCAGCCAGAUGAAUGUUAUGGAUGUUGUUUCCAAAGUGCAGGUGUUUAAUAGUCUUAUAUGAAGAGCAAGGCUUUUGUACUAGGACAGCUACACAGAACGAUUAUGACGUUUUAACAAUAACAUUUUUGAAAUAUCAACAAGAACAGUAGCUUCAAUGCUCCUUGCAAAAAUAUAUUGAACACAAGAGUUGUGGCUUGUCUCAAGCCCUGAUAUAUUUUUGGUGAGUUUUUUUUCUUCAUAAACUGACAUUUCGUCCCCAUAUACCUAUUUAGUAGGGAGACGGUGUGUGACUUGCAUGCUUUAACACACAUAUACCACAGAGUCCAUGCACCAUGCCUGUUAACAAGCGCAACACACCACAGGCACCCACUGCUGCGCGGCCCCUUUGAAGAAUUUCAUAACCGGUAAAUGGGAAUGUUAUCUGAGAUCCUGCUCCUGAUAGCGCCCCGGCAUCAAGCUGAGAGGCCUGUUUGGGAAUACAGGGGUUCAGAUACCACCAUCUGAUAAUGCGUGUUUGAGUUUAAGGAGCGUACAAAAUAAAGCUCAGGAGAGACAACAGAUAUGGUUCUGUGUGCGUAUAUAUGCUGCAGAAAAUGAUAGCUUAAUGUGCUAUGAUGUGUGGUUAUUCUCUGACCCGGCUUUGCUCAGAAAUAUGCUUAUACUCUUGUGAUGUUUAAUGUAUGAUAAUGCACCAGGAGUAUGGGCCUAGAGGACUGACUACCUGGAGCGAUGCUGUCAUCUAGCAUUUGGCUUUUUAAUUAAAAUGUGCUCUGGUGUGUAUGUGCAUUUCUACA